Molecule: messenger RNA, 1983 nt
Organism: Nicrophorus vespilloides
Lineage: Eukaryota; Metazoa; Arthropoda; Insecta; Coleoptera; Silphidae
Exons: 9
Coding region: 1-1758 (585 amino acids)
Molecular function (GO): acyltransferase activity, transferring groups other than amino-acyl groups
Source: RefSeq, a predicted model, not a curated record
AUGGCGCCUGCAAUGUUUUAUGCAUCUUGGUCCAAAAUGUUUGACGCAAACGCGAAAAUUCCUUCAGGAAUUUUAAGAGGAAACGUUAAUCAGUUCGGAGAUUUCGAUGAAUGCUUAGAAGUCUCGUCCGCUAAAUAUUGCCUGAUUGAAGUUGACUUAAGUAACUUGUGGAGGAAACUGGAAGAGAAUGAGAUUGAGAAUUUGGUGCAUUCACAGUACAUAAUUAAAGCCACCUACGAUGAUCCUAAACACCGUGUACCAAAUUAUUCGAUGAUAAAAUGGGGAGUCUGUAUACCGAAACUGUGUAAUAUAUCGGGAAUUUCGAAGGUGGUGUCUGAAAAGUUGGAUUUGAAAAUAAGAGCUGAAGAGGAUUUUUGUCAAUCUGGAGAUAACGAUGGGUCCAUUUCCAAGAAUACGAUGAUUUCUUUCGGUGCUCUGAUAUUCUUAACUGGAUUAGCAAGUGCAUUUAAAUUGAUUGGUGUGGGUCAUUGUUCAAAGUUAUUGGGAUGUUUCGAGAUUCAAAGUAAUUGGAUAAAGUUUAAUGAUGCGAAGAAAGAUCGGAACGAAUCGCUCGAUGGAAUCAGGGCAUUAAGUGCUUUGGCGUUACUCAUGUCACAUAAAGCUAUGGUCCAAUUGUUCGGUCCUUACGUGGAUGGAUAUAAAGUUGCGGAACAUUUCGGUCAGAGUUGGUCAAUUUUGGGUAGAACGGCAGUUUUGCAUACAGACACAUUUAUAUUACUAAGCGGUUUUUUAACUGCUAAAUCAAUGGUACGGAAUUACGCAGCGAAUCAAACAUUGGGAUUUAGACGGAUGUGCGUCGACAGGAUGUUCAGGAUAUUGCCCAGUUUGAUUGUAACAAUCAUAUUUUGCACUGAGAUUUUACCGAAUCUAUCAUCAGGACCAUACAAACCAAUGCUGGUCGGCCAUCACGCGAACUUGUGCAGGAAAUUUUGGUGGAGAAACGUGUUGUUCAUCAACAACUUAUACCCGUUCGAGGAAAUGUGCUUAACUCACACUCACCAAAUCGCGAUCGACAUGCAACUGUUUGUUGUUAGCCCUAUAAUAGUUUAUUUCCUUUUGAAGCGUCGCAUCUUCGGAUAUAUCUUAGGAUUCUCAAUAAUUUUAGCUUCGAGUAUUUUGAAGUAUUUAACAAUCGCUGAGAGGGAAUUGAGUUACAUCGUUUAUUUUGGAACAUCGGUAUCUCAGCUUUUCGAUACAGCUAAUUACAGUUAUAUUCGUGCUACGCAUAGAGUAGGGAUUUACGCAAUGGGAAUCUUCGCAGCAUUCACCAUUAGGGAUUUCAAUAAAUUCACAGUAUUCAUGAAACGCAACCCAUCGUUAUACGUGAUUUUUGGGAUGGGGAGCGGGCUUUGGGUGAUGUUGCGGCAUCAUCGGAUGGGUUUAAGCGCUUACGCUUACGACGCGAAGGAAGCUGCGGAUUUCGGGGCGAUCGGAUCGUUUCUAUGGGCCUGUUCCGUUUCCUGGACGAUACACGCAUCCGAAAAUGAUUACGGCGGAUGGUUUCCGAAACUGUUGUCCUGGAAACACUUUGCGCACUUCACGAAGAUUUCGUACGCCUUCUACUUGGUGCAAUUUCCACUGCUCUUCCAUUCGGUGGCGUCCACGAAGCAUCCCAUACCGUUUGACUCUAAUUUCUUGGAGUUGGGAGAAACUUGCCGGAUGUUCUUAGCCUCGAUACUUCUAACACUAUUAGUGGAGAUACCAUUGAGAAACGUACGCAAAUUAAAUUGUCAAUAAAGUUUUAUUUAAUCGAAUAAAUAACCAUUUUACUUUGGUGUACAACAAUAUACGAGAGCUCGAAAUUUUACCAUUCGUUUAAUUCACAAAAACAAAUAUCAAACACAGUAAAGAAUAAGAUAAGACAGUACGUGAAUGUAUGUGAUACAGAGAAAAAGAUUCAAUUUAUUAUAUAAAGAUCAAAAAUAUAUAUUAUAUAAUCAAACACUAUAUAUAUAUUUUUUU